This is a messenger RNA of Phoenix dactylifera (date palm), 857 nucleotides long. Lineage: Eukaryota; Viridiplantae; Streptophyta; Magnoliopsida; Arecales; Arecaceae. The record is from RefSeq and is a predicted model, not a curated record.
AGCACAACUUUGCGUGUCCAAGAUAUGGAGGUUCUUGAGAAAAAUAUUGUGGUAACUCUCUGCAAACUUGAGAAGAUAUUCCCUCCUGCAUUUUUUGACUCAAUGGAGCACUUACCUGUUCAUCUAGCUUAUGAAGCUAAGGUUGGGGGGCCCGUGCAGUACAGAUGGAUGUACCCCUUUGAAAGGCUUAUGCAUGAUAUAAAGCAGAAGGUAAAGAAUCGAGCAUCGAUUGAAGGUUCUAUUGUCGAGGCUUACAUCAUAGAAGAAAUAUCAACUUUCUGUUCGCAUUAUUUUGAGCCUUCUAUACAAACGAGGUUAAAUCAAGUUCCCCGUAAUGAAGAUGAAGGGGAGUUUGAUCUCGUGGAUCGUCUAUCCAUUUUUACUCAUCAAGGUCGACCUUUUGGAAAACCUUCUGCAAGGCAUUUGACUACUCAGGAGUUUAAUGCUGCUGAGUUAUAUGUUCUUCUUAAUUGUGUGGAGGUUCAACCUUUUGGAAAGUAAGUUACACAAGUACUUAAUUAUAAUCAUGCUUAAAAAUGCAUAUGGAGUACAAUAUAUGUGAUUAUAGCUUUUGUCUUGUAGGUAUUUUGAUGAUUAUAUCCGGCAAUCUUGUCCAAAUAUAAGCCAAAUUGAUUUGGAAAGACGACGCGAAAUGGAGUUUCCGGCUUGGUUUAGAUCAUAUGUGAGCUGUAAAUUCAUAAAUAUAAUAAUAAAUUAGACUUUCACUUGAUUUAUUCUUACGAUAUUAUUUUUAUCAUGCUAGGUUAAUGACAGUAAAAAUCAUGUUGAUGGGCGCUUAAAGGACCUAUCAUAUGGCCCUGGGAAUAAAGUUAAAUGUUAUAAAGGCUACUUUGUGA